Messenger RNA from Ruditapes philippinarum (Manila clam), 3186 nucleotides. Its product is annotated as neuropeptide S receptor-like. The record is from RefSeq and is a predicted model, not a curated record. Gene Ontology annotation, cellular component: membrane. Gene Ontology annotation, biological process: G protein-coupled receptor signaling pathway. Bases 2212 to 3006 code for a protein of 264 amino acids. The transcript has a single exon. Lineage: Eukaryota; Metazoa; Mollusca; Bivalvia; Venerida; Veneridae. Gene Ontology annotation, molecular function: peptide binding; vasopressin receptor activity.
AAUAUAUGACGUAACAAAAAUGCCUCGCGCUUUUUAUGGAUGAUUCUAUUUGCGGCAUUGACAGAGGGCGGUUAGGCAUAUGUAACCUCAAACAGAUAAUUUUAAGCGUUGAGAUAAAUUUAUCUUGUUGACAUUUAUAAUAAUUUUUGUAUACCCAGAUUUUGCAACUUAACUGUAAAAAAUACACCUUCAAUUCAUAUAUGAAUAAUAAAACUUUUGAUAACAUUAAAAUAAUUUUAAACACACUUAAUGACAUGAAUCUACAACAGGACAAUACUUCUUCCAUUAAUGACAUAUAACAUUCGUUUUUGCCUUUUUGACACCAACUUUGUUCUCAUUUUUCAUUUUAAUGAUAACAUUUAGCUAUUGAUCAGUGGGUAAAUAAGAAUAAUCAUUUUUUUAUAAUAACCUAUUACAUUUCACGCUAAUUGUGAGACGAAACCUAAAUGACGUCUAUAUUGGCGCCGCCAUUUUAAAAUGAACGUCACGUCAGGUUACAACGUAAGUCAACGGGAAAAAAUAUAAUUUUAACAUUUUGACCAUAUUACUGACUUUAUGAAAAAAUGAAAAACAUGCCUAGAGAUAUUGACGUCAUGGUUAACAUGACAUUAAUUUAAAUGAUUCAACUAUUAUAUUAAAUAAAAAAAUGUAAUGUUCAAAUUUGAUGGGACAGAUUAUAGUCAUCUUAUUCAAUUAAUGUUUCAUUUAUUAUUAAUUUUGUAAAAGAUCGAUAGAUUCCAGUGCCGCUAAAAUGGGCUGAAUGCAUCGUUAGUAAUCUGUCAUAUGGUCGACAAUAAAACAUUAAUUUGGUCUGAUAUGUUCGAGUGUUGAAGGUAUCCGCAACGUAAUGAAGGAAUUACGAGUUAUGAGAUAUGUACGGCUUAACGGCAUAAGUCGUAAUUAGAACCGAUGACUUAAAUGAGUUUAUAUUUUGAUCAGGCUAAAACGAUAGGUUUACGAAAUAUUUCUUUCGUCACUGUGUAAUCUGAUAAAACGGUAUUCAUCGCAUUAUAUCGAGGUAUCGUUAUAUCUUAAACUUGAAUAUUCAAGAUAGCAAUCUAUCAAGGUAUAAUAGGUUGCUUCAAAAUACUUGAUGCAAAGAUAUUUCAGACAAAAUUUUACACAUAUACUUUAUAAUAAAAUUGUUCCUUUAGGCAAAACCUGGAGUAAGUAAUUAUGCUUCCUAGCUUACUUGCAAAACAACCUUAUGUGCCUUUGAAGUGUCAGUGUUGUUCGUUUGUUAUACAUUGUUUCAUUUCUCAUUUGACAGUGUUUAUUUUAUUUCUGCCAUUGUUUAUAUCAGAGUUAUUGUAGCAUUGUUCAAACCUUUGCUUCGGUAUUUUCCUGUGUGACACGGGGAUAUUUUGUGGAACAAUAUUCAUUCCUUUGAAUAUAUUGUAUUUAGUAUUGUUGUGAAUACAUGUACGUAAACCCUUUCAGGAAUAAUCGACAGUACACCUUUUAUUCAUACAAUUUUAUUCAACCAAUAACAGGAGCCACGAACAAAUUAAAGAAAAAUAACUCAAUAUUUUUUAUUGCAUUUAAAUUUACAUUUUUCACUUAUUACUUAAUGUAUGAUAAUGUCAAAAUUAAAAGUAAAUCGAUGCUGUUCUAUCUUGCAAAAACCCAAUAACACAAUUAUUUCUUCUUAAAAGUUUUGAUAUAAUUGUAACUUGAUUUCUGUGUAUGAGUAUGACUAUGACACGAAUUCCACCAAAAUCUGUUAUAGGGGUGAUCUUGUACAAAAAUAUUACAUCGAAAAGUUAUAAAUCAUAUAUGUGGCAAUAUCUGUUACAAAAGUACUGAAAUAUGUUAGCAAAAAACAUUAAAGUGACAUUAUGCUCAUAUUUUCAUGGUCAAGUUGAGCUUAAUUGACUUUAUAUUAAAAAAUAAUGACUGCUUGAAUGAUGUAAAACCAACUGUUUAUAUUGGAAAAUGUUUAGGAUAAAAUUUCAAAUCUGGCUUAAAUAUAAAAAAAACUGUCCCAUUCUGUAUAUAAAUUGAACGGUACAGGUAAAUUCUGAUAUUUACAGAAAUUCCUUUUGAAUCAGGCCGCUUUUUUGUUUAUGGAAAGUAAAUUAUUAAAUCCAAAGGAAUUAUGGCAAAAUGAAAAAUUAUUUUCACUCUCACAUGUUCACUCCCUAUAUACCUUAAGAUUGGCAUAAUAUCACUUUAACAGUCUGUCUUUAUAAAUUUAUUAAAUUUACUAAUAUGAAUUUGAAAAUAAUGACAGCAACCACAAACAAACUGUUAUUCUUUAUCAACAUAAAUUCUGACUAUUUUCAGGUAUGGAAAAUGGCUGGAGCGGGUUGGGCACUGGCCUUUAUAAUGUCAUUACCGGUGAUGGGUAUAUUUCAUACAAAAGCUAACAGCGAAAAUGGGAAGAUAUACUGUGAAAACAUUUUUCGCAAUCUUCCACUUCUGCACAGACAGAUAUGGGUCACAUGGAAUUUUUUCGUUGUGUUCUUUGUACCUUUGAUCAUGUUAGUUGUUUGCUACACGAGAAUAUUUUUGAAAAUAUCUAGAAAAGCUAACCAGAACAGCGUCAAACAUAAGCCAGGAAAAUUGUGUUUGCAAAGCACACAUUCGAGAUCCCUGCCUAGGGCCAAGCUUAAAACGCUGAAGAUGACAUUUGUGAUAAUUCUGACGUUUAUUGUCUGCACGAUGCCAUACUUUAUAGUAGAAAUGAUAAUGAGUUAUGGUAAUCAUUGUAUCAUUUCCAAGAAAUUAUACGCACUUUUGGGCGGUAUGGCUGCUUGCAAUUCAGCGACAAAUCCCUAUGUAUUUUUGCUAUUCAAUGUACAAUUUAAUAACCUUAAAAAGCUGUGUAACUGCAAAGAAUCGGAUAGUCCUAUGAGUAGGGGACAGCAAUCCUGCCAUACUGGGACAACGGGAGUAUCAUCCCAUUCAACAAUUCAUAAGAACAAUAUAAAUCCAAAUCCAUUCUUUCGUCAGGAUACAACAGAUAGCCAAAUGGAAAUGAAAGUUAUGUUUCUUGGAAAAUAAUCAUGCUUCACCAUGGAGAGCAUUAAUGUGCAAUUGAAUAACACAUUGGAUUCCUAGAAAAAAUCAUGUUACUGAUUAUAGUGGAUUGGUCAAUUUAAACAAAUAUGUAAAUAUUAAAAAAACACUAGAAGUGUAUCAUAGUGAUUUAUAUAAUAUGUCGUUCAAAGUUUUAAGUGAUUU